Molecule: messenger RNA, 1507 nt
Organism: Lucilia cuprina (Australian sheep blowfly)
Lineage: Eukaryota; Metazoa; Arthropoda; Insecta; Diptera; Calliphoridae
Exons: 10
Coding region: 73-1353 (426 amino acids)
Source: RefSeq, a predicted model, not a curated record
GAUAAUUUUCUUUCAACAAACAUUUCAUAAUUCUUUUUCAUUAAAAUUAAAUUUUAAAAAUAAAUCAAAAAAAUGUUUUCCAAAUUUUCAGUUCUUUCAAAAUUUUUCAAAUAUUCUCAUUUCAAACAUAAUGGCUUGAGGCGAAUUUUAAAAUGCGAAUGUGGAAGUAUUAUUACCAGACAAAGAUGUUUUUCCAAAAAUCCUCAAAAUAAGUUGUUAGAUCUUAAAGAUAGUAGAAAUGUUAAAUCGUUGCAUUUCAAUAAAGAACUCCAAUUUAACAUUUCCCGAAAUAUGAGCUCAAACAACAAUGAUGGCGAAGGAAAACAAAUAAAAAAUGCAGCUAAAAUAAAAAAGUUAAUAGAAAAACGUAAGAAAAAAAUUAUGCGAAGAAGAUCUAAAGUGAAAAUUCUAAAAGCUUCCCAAAUGAAAUGUAAACGUUGUAAGUCCAAUAAAGUACCCGAUGAUCCAAAAACUGUAAAUUUUAUAAAAGAAACCUUUCAAAAAGUAACGGAUUUGUCGAUUAAGAAAGGUUCUUCAAAAUUGCAAAUUCCAGAAUUGAACAAUAGCCCAGGUAUUUCGCAAUCGCACAUGCCGCCCAAAAAAGUUCAUGUCGAAUUUAUGGAAUCCCAAAACUUAAAAGAUUUUAAUCUUAAUAAGACUCCAACUUUAGAACUCAAUAGAAAUAAUUCUAAACAGAAUGUAAUCGAAAUUAAAAUUAAACCAAUUAAUUUAAAUGAUCGAAAGCCUUCAAAUGUAAAGUCGAUAGAAUUGAAUGUUAAAAAUAGUAUACACAAUUUGGAAACUCAACAUUUAACGAAAUCAAAUUUCGAUAAUCAAAAUAAAAAGAUGUUAAAUAGUGGUGAAAAUAAUGCAGUAAAAACAGAGGGCUUAGUCAUAUCAAAUGAAAAUUCUCAUAAGCAUAAAAGGAACUCCUUACGUGAAACCGUUUCCAACGACAAAAUUCCGAAACAAAAUAAUAAUACAAUUACCAAGAAAAGUGAAAACAUAAGAAUAUUAUACCAGGCCCAUCCGAAAAGAAAAACCAAAGUAAAGAUUCCAAAAUUCAUGAAAUCACAAAAAACUACAAAGACAAAACCUUACGAAAAAGAUAAAACUAAAAAAGUUUCAUUAACAAAUCAACCAUCUAAUGUUCCUUCACAACGUAAGGGAAUUUUAUUUCCUACCGAACCUGGUGAAUUUCUAAACUUUAAAAUACAAUCGAAGAAUUUAACUACCGAUAUUAAACCCUACGUAACAUUCGAAAAGGGUAUUCUAUAUCCAACAGAGAAGUGUGAACUAAAGAAAGUUUCCAUGUCGAGUAAUAAGCCACUGCCAAAAAUUGAUGCAAAUUAAUUAAAAAUUCCAAUCAAAAAGAAAGAUUUACAUAGUUCGCAAACCGAAAUAAAAGCCGUAAUACCAGAAGAAAUUCCUACGCCUAAAGUAGCAGAAAUCAAACAAGAAUUAAAUAAUAGCAAAUCUACAAAAACUUCAAAAAUCUUUACUGAAG